AUGAAAAUGAUUUGAUACCUGAUUUGUCCUCUUGAAGACAGAAGUGGGUAGUUGCACCAGUUCCCUUACGGUCAGAAUCCUUCCUCCAAAAUCCAUUAGCUCACUCUUUUCACCUACCAAUACCCUUUCUCUUUCUUAUAUUUCCCAUUUGUUUCUUCACUUACUAGUUUCUCUCCUCCAUCUACUCACACCCAUUAUUCAUUCAAAUCAUGGAUUUUUUGCAAACACCAGAAAAUCAGAUACUUGUGGGUGUGGCCGUGGCUCUUGUAGCCGUUGGGGUUGGUGCUAUUUAUCUCUAUUCAUCUAAGAAGACCAAAGGUUCCUUGGACCCCGAGAAUUUCAGGGAGUUUAAACUUGUCAACCGUGCACAGCUGAGCCAUAAUGUUGCAAAGUUCAAAUUUGGACUACCAACACCUACUUCUGUUUUGGGCCUUCCAAUUGGGCAACACAUAAGUUGCAGGGGUAAGGACAGUCAAGGUGAAGAGGUUAUCAAACCAUAUACCCCUACUACUUUGGAUUCUGAUGUUGGAUAUUUUGAGCUAGUUAUUAAGAUGUAUCCACAAGGAAGGAUGUCACACCAUUUCCGUGAGAUGCGUGUUGGUGACUAUCUUGCUGUGAAAGGACCCAAGGGACGUUUCAAGUACCAACCAGGCGAUGUUAGAGCAUUUGGGAUGCUUGCUGGAGGGUCUGGAAUCACUCCAAUGUUCCAGGUUGCUAGAGCUAUACUAGAAAACCCAAAUGACAGGACCAAGGUGCAUCUUAUCUAUGCCAAUGUUACAUAUGAGGACAUUCUUUUGAAGGAGGAACUUGAUGGGCUUGCUACUAACUAUCAGGAUCGGUUCAAAAUAUACUACGUGCUAAAUCAGCCUCCUGAAGUAUGGGAUGGUGGUGUUGGUUUUGUAUCAAAGGAGAUGAUUCAAACCCAUUGCCCUGCUCCAGCACAUGAUGUCAAGAUAUUGAGAUGUGGCCCACCACCAAUGAACAAGGCUAUGGCUGCUCACCUUGAUACCCUUGGAUAUGCUUCUGAGAUGCAGUUCCAGUUCUGAUUGUCUUCAUUGGAGUGCUUAACUUGGCAUUUCAUGGCCUUGGCUGUUAACAAAUAUGUAGCAAUUUUCUCUCCUGGCUAUGAAUCUGUGAAGCCUUGGAUCAAAGUGCAUUUAGUUUCACAACAGUGUGGAAUAAUUGUUUCUCAUUUGAUAAUGAGAUUGCUACAGUGACCAUGUGCUAGAAGUGCAAAAUAAUUAAACUUACUAGAUUGUUAUACUGUAUUAACUUGAUCUCAAUAUCAUAUUUUGAUUGUGCUAAAUUUUGGGAUAAAAAAAUCAUGCAUAAGUUAGA
Molecule: messenger RNA, 1338 nt
Organism: Gastrolobium bilobum
Lineage: Eukaryota; Viridiplantae; Streptophyta; Magnoliopsida; Fabales; Fabaceae
Product: NADH--cytochrome b5 reductase 1
Exons: 9
Coding region: 210-1046 (278 amino acids)
Biological process (GO): electron transport chain
Molecular function (GO): cytochrome-b5 reductase activity, acting on NAD(P)H
Source: RefSeq, a predicted model, not a curated record